AUCCACCUGUGCCACAGGGGAAGGAGGACCCCCUCCACCUGAUCCAUCUGGUUGCAGGGGGGGACCUUGCACAGCCUGGAAGGCAGCAGGGACUAUGCAGCUGAGACUGGUGGCGCUGGCGAUGAUCAUUCUCAGCUCCAUGGGUCACAGCGAUGUUGUCAAACUCUCCAAGGCGAGAAGGCAAAAACGGGUUAGUACCGAGGGGCCGCCAUCUUGCCCCAAAGGCUGUGAGCGAUGCUCUGAGUACAAUGGCUGCGUUAAAUGCAAACCCAAGCUCUUUAUCUUCCUGGAGCGCAAUGACAUCCGUCAGGUCGGGGUGUGCCUCGCCUCCUGCCCUGUGGGAUACUUUGGCAUGAGGAACCCAGAAGGGAAUAACCGAUGCACACAAUGUAAAAUAGACAAUUGUGAAGCGUGUUUCAAUCGCAAUUUUUGCACAAAAUGUAAGGAGGGCUUGUAUUCACACAGUGGGCGAUGCUACGUCAGCUGCCCUCCAGGUCAGCGCACCGCCAACGAGACCAUGGAGUGUGUCGGUCAGCAUGCCCUAGAGUGUGAACUGGGAGAGUGGAGCCAGUGGAGUUCAUGUACGAAGAAGAACAAAACUUGUGGGUUUAAGAAAGGCUCCCAGUUCCGGGUUCGUGCUCCCCUUCAGCAAACGGACUCUUCCUCUGCUUUUGAAGAGACCUGCACUCCACAAUCAGAGAGGAGGAAGUGCGUUGUUCCCAAGACACCAUGUGUGAAAGACAGAAAGAAUAAAGGAGACAAUACAAACAGGAGGGACAACGGGCAUGGACGAGGGCGAGAGAGAAAAGAUGGUAGCAGAGGAGGAGGAGGAGGAGGGAAGCGAAGAAGAGGCCCGAGCAGGACAACCACUGUGCCCAGCAUCACAACCAGCUCUGUCACCUAAAGUCAAAGGCCCGCAGAGCGAGGCAGGGAGACUAACUGAAACGACCCGUCUCCCGGCUGCAGGCCAGUUAUUGAUGAAGGGAUGGAUUACUGCUGCUAUGCUGCAUUGUAGAGGAUGCAAACUGGAGAAUGACUUCAGAACAGGUGAACUCAAAGGAAAGUGCCGCUGGAAAAGCCACAAUGAUUACUGCGCAUGUCAUGGACCCAUCAGAUGCAGCAUUUUAUCUAAAAGGUUGCUUUUGAAGAAUUUACAUGCAGCCUCAUUUUAAUCACUUUUUGCAUUUUUGUCAGUAUUCAUGUUUUGUUGGAUGUGAAACUCCAGAAACACAAUGAACUUUGUUUGUUAAAUCUUUAUUUCUCUUUGUGAGGUGAAGAAAAAUGAAGGCACUGGAAAUGACUUGGGUUGACAGUUGAAGGUAUUUUGUUUGAGAGGAGGAGUUGAUGCAAAACAAGUCUGAAGCUACGUACACACCGGGUGAGGGCGGUGCGUUCAAGGAGACGGUGAACGUUGGUUACUGUAGGCGCUUUGAAGCAUAUAGUGUUCACACAGAUCUGUUGCUUCCUGAUAUUCGCGUAUGCACCCACAAGGACAAAACUUUAUCGAAAUUCUAGAAAUGUUGAAAAUUGCAAUGACACAAUCGGCGAUGGAUGAGAACAAGUAUUGUUCUAAGUUGAUUCACUAAAAGGGAGCAUUGAGAUGACAUCACAGCAGUGCUGCACACCUAGUCCAUUUGCAGUUGCAGAUAAAAGUGAGAAGCCUGUUCAGCGGUAUUCAGAAAUGAAAGUAAUUGGACCUGUCUUGUUUCAAGUUUCUGUCGUCCUCAUCUGUUAAAGGUGACGUCUUUGUCUUAUUCAGGCUGCAAGCUGCAAAAGUGCAGCUACAAAUGAAGCGAUGUUGAGGAAAUCUUGGUUGAUGAUUUUUUUGGAGGAGCUGUGGAUCCAACGAUAAUCGUAUAUAACUUAUGAGCUCUGUGGCGCCCGCUGUGCAACGCUCAGGGCAGCUACUGACAACCAAGAAGCGCAUUAAGUUUAUAAUAAGUGUUUCCAGUGCAGUUUUGCAAAAUAUGCCCAUUUUAAAUACGCCCAAAAAACCACCUACCCUAAGCGCAAUUUUUUUUUUUUUGGCAAGUUUUUUCAAAAUUGCUGUAUUUCUAUUAAGCAAAUUUUUAACCGCAAACUACUUAAUGGAAUUGGAGCUAAUGCUAAAGGAAUCUUGGUACGAAAUGUCACAGUGGUGCAAAUCUUGUGCCAAGAUUUUUCUUUCACAGCUAUAUUUUAUAUAUAUAUAUAUAUGCAUAGUUAGGGACCUGCGUCAUCCGUGAAUACGCGGGCAAAGAAUGUUCGUUAUCAAUCUAUACAUCAAAAACACUUCUGAUCAUGCUUUGUAAAACAAAGAACACUGUAGUUUCACUCAACACAGAGGUUUUUUUUUUUGGGUUUUGUUUUUUAAUUUAGAACAAAAGACUGUUCAGCAGCAUAGGCUACUUUAUGAUGCAGAUGAGGAGUGUCACGUGCUUCUUCCUUCAUCAAAUAAUAAACACCCAUUCCAAAUGAUAAUUAUCCUCUGCGAUUAUCUUCUUCAGCAUAUCAUUUUUUUUUCGUCCGCUUCUGAGUCAGCUGAUGCCAUUUCUCCAUGCAUCGGUCCAGGAGUGGAGAGAUAUCUCAGCAUGCUCUUUGGACGCAAAAGUUUCAUACGAGUUGUCAGAUUUUUUUUUUUUUUUUGACGUAUCAAAAGAGUGAAAAAAAAAUUGUGAAUAUGUGAAACUGCAAAUAAGUGGGGAAACACUGUAUAUGAAAGGCUUGGUGUCAUGCUGCUCUGACUGGGCACAAACUGCAGUUAUUCAUUUUAAACGGUUGAUACUUCUAUGUUUUGAAAAGGAUGCUGUCAUGCGUCAUUACCAUAGCAGAGUCCCUGAUAGGUCACAGUUCAAGAGCCCAAAAAUGGGCUUAAAAACUUGUGCAGCGAUGUUUGAACACAAGCCCAGAACAUGCAUAUACAUAGACUUUUUAUUGGGAGUGGUCACUUGAACGCACAUUUCCGAGCCCGGUGUGAACGCAGCAUUAGAGAAGAUGAGGAGGAUCGUUCUCUGAUUUCUUCACAGCUUUUGCCAUUUGAUCUCGUCUGUAUUUGUCUUAAAACAAAUGUUUAUAUGAAAAAAAGAAAAAAAUCUGCACAAAGACAAGCAUCUGCAUGAUAAAAUGUGUGAGGGAGAAGUGUGUGCGCUAUAGGUUUGAGUGUUUGUGCACUUCAAAGUUGACAGAACUGUGUUUGUGAAUGUGUGUUGACUUUUGCACGCACAGUAUGUGUUACAGGUCUCAUAGACUAAAGGCUCGCUGUCUGGAAAACAAGUGGAGAAAAAAAAGACAUAUAGAUGCACGAUGAUGUGUUAAAUACAAUACGCUGCAAAUCAACAGCUUUCAAUAACCACUUUGUUUGCUACAGGGUCUGAAGAUUUUUGCACAACUAUUAUGCUCCAUACUGCUCUCAUUUCAGAACAGCUUUAUAAAAUUUUUUUUUUUUUUUUUCCAAAGCUGGCUUUGUGGUUUUGCAGAUGCAAGAAGGGAUUUCCUCUGGGAGAUUUUCCAUUUGUUUGUUGUAAACAAGGUUCUGGAGAAGCUACAUGCUAAUUAAUCAUACUUUCAUAAUAUGGAUUUUGAAUUUGAAUAUGUGUUUAUCAGUAUUAUCGUCAUGUAUAGCUUAUUCUGUGAAAGCCUAAAUAAAGUUAUCAUGAAGAUGGA
Oryzias melastigma (Indian medaka) is the source of this 3642-nucleotide messenger RNA. RefSeq names its product R-spondin 1 (gene rspo1). The coding region runs from base 95 to 904 and encodes 269 amino acids. The record is from RefSeq and is a predicted model, not a curated record. NCBI's taxonomy places the organism in Eukaryota, Metazoa, Chordata, Actinopteri, Beloniformes, Adrianichthyidae. The transcript is spliced from 5 exons.